CGCCCCGUGGCAGGGGCCGCGGCGACAUGGCCGUGCGUGUCGGCCUCCUGCUGCGGGCGCUGCAGCUGCUGCUGUGGGGCGGCCUGGACGUCCAGCACGCCCAGCGCGUAGGCCAGGAGCUGCGCAGGGAGGCUGAGGCAUUCUUGGAGAAGUACGGAUAUCUCGAUGAUCAGGUCCCCAAAGGUCCCACCUCCACGCGAUUCCGCAAUGCCAUCAGGGAGUUCCAGUGGGUGUCCCAGCUGCCCAUCAGUGGCGUGCUAGACUCGGCUACCCUGCGCCAGAUGACACAGCCCCGCUGCGGAGUAGCAGAUACUGACAGCCAGGUGGCCUGGACCCAGAGAGUCAGUGCCCUUUUUGCUGGACGCCGGGCCAAAAUGAGGCGUAAGAAACGCUUUGCAGGGCAAGGCAACAAGUGGUACAAGCAGCACCUCUCCUACCGCCUGGUAAACUGGCCCCAGCACCUGCCCGAGCCGGCAGUUCGGGGGGCCGUGCGCGCCGCCUUCCAGCUGUGGAGCAACGUCUCGGCGCUGGAGUUCUGGGAGGCUCCAGCCACAGGCCCCGCUGACAUCCGCCUCACCUUCUUCCAAGGGGACCACAACGACGGGCUGAGCAACGCCUUCGAUGGCCCAGAUCAGAAACUAAGGCACAGAGAGGUUAAGCUAUCAGCCCAAGGUCACACAGCUAGUACGGGGUUAAAACCAGGAUUGAAAGCCACGCAGUUUGGCCCCCUGCUGUGUGUACACCAAGCUGCCUCUUCGGAGCCCAGACCCCACAGCCUAGUCAUCUGUUCAUUGCUCCACACUUCAGCUUCUAUCGGCCACACGCUCGGCCUGACCCACUCGGCGGCGCCGCGCGCGCUCAUGGCGCCCUACUACAAGAAGCUGGGCCGCGACGCGCUGCUCAGCUGGGACGACGUGCUGGCCGUGCAGGGCCUGUAUGGGAAGCCCCAGGGGGGCUCAGUGGCCAUCCAGCUCCCGGGAAAGCUGUUCACUGACUUUGAGGCCUGGGACCCCCACAGACUCCAGGGAAGGCACCCUGAAACCCAGGGUCCUAAAUAUUGCCACUCUUCCUUCGAUGCCGUCACUGUAGAUGGGCAACAGCAACUGUACAUUUUUCAAGGGAGCCACUUCUGGGAGGUAUCAGCUGAUGGCAACGUCUCCGAGCCCCUCCCACUACAGGAAAGGUGGGCGGGGCUGCCCCCCCACAUUGAGGCUGCCGCAAUAUCACUGGAGGAUGGAGACUUCUACUUCUUCAAAGGAAGUCGAUGCUGGAGGUUCCGGGGCACCAAGCCAGUGUGGGGCUCACCACAGCUGUGCCGGGCAGGGGGCCUGCCUCGCCACCCCGAUGCAGCCCUCUUCUUCCCUCCUCUGAGCCGCCUCAUCCUCUUCAAAGGCCCCCGCUACUAUGUGCUGGCCCCAGGGGGACUGCAGGUGGAGCCCUACUACCCCCGAGGCCUGCAGGACUGGGGCAGCGUCCCUAAGGAGGUCAGUGGUGCCCUGCCCAGGCCCGACGGCUCCAUCAUCUUCUUUAGAGAUGACCGCUACUGGUCCCUGGACCAGGCCAAACGUCAGACAACUGCCUCAGGCCGCUGGGCCACAGAGCUGCCCUGGAUGGGCUGCUGGCACGCCAACUCAGGGGGCGCCCUGUUCUGAAGAUGCCCCCAACCUCUUAGUGGACUGCGGAUGCCCUCAUGGCCAACUUGUGUCCCCUGCCCCGAGGACAGACAAGCCUCUGGGGCUCCCUGCAGAAGUCCGGGCAGGAAAGUUUGCCUGCGUUUGUUCCCUGGAGAAUGUCUUUGUGCUGUCAAGACAUUGAUCUUUGUGGGAUCAAUCCAACGAACGAGAAGCCAAAAAGGGUUCCAGAUGCCAUGACCCUUUCCCCCAGGACCCUUUCCUCCCCAAUCCUGGGGGAUUUUGUUUUUUUCCCUAAAGAUGCAAUUCCUGUCUGUGGGGCUACAGCAUUGGGCAACCAGGAAGGAUGCAAAACAACAGAGUGGUUGGGACCACUUUGCAAGACCGUCCCUUGCUCUCAGGACCUCCUUGUCAGUCCAUGGAGAAAUGUGUCUUAUUUAAUCAGAGGCCCCACCCCUCAGGAAGCUUAGAUGGGUUGGGUACAAGGGUCUCCAAUUUCAGGGGCAUCAGGAUCAGAACAAGAAGGAGACUGAACAAGAAGCAGGCCUGCUGGGCCCUGUUUUUUGUGGAAUAAAGAAAUGCCCCAGCUGGUGGGCUUGGAGCAGGGAA
Messenger RNA from Vicugna pacos (alpaca), 2240 nucleotides. NCBI's taxonomy places the organism in Eukaryota, Metazoa, Chordata, Mammalia, Artiodactyla, Camelidae. The record is from RefSeq and is a predicted model, not a curated record.